This is a messenger RNA of Microbotryum saponariae, 4768 nucleotides long. NCBI's taxonomy places the organism in Eukaryota, Fungi, Basidiomycota, Microbotryomycetes, Microbotryales, Microbotryaceae. The record is from the annotation of a GenBank genome assembly.
AUGGCGCCUCUCCACGCCGGAUCCACUCCGAGCUCGCCAACAAAACGUAGUACAACACCCUCGACCGCCUCAUCUUCUUCCCGCAGUCGAACUGCCUCGCCGACCAAGUCGUCGUCGAGCUCAUUGCACCGUGGCAGCGAGACCAGCAGCACCAGCUCGUCACUCAACUCGUCCGUGCGACCAAGUUCCCGUGCCGCCCAAGGGGGUUCAAACAUUUUCCCCGGCAAGACCAACAGCAAACUAUCCUCUUCCGUCACGCCCUCAAGUCCUAGCAAACGCGAAAGUGGACUGGGGCUGCUCCAGAGGACGACGCAGCCUUCGUCGUCGACUUCGACGCUGCGUCAACAAGCGAGCUCGUCGUCGAUCCCUCGCCUCGCGUCAAAGUACAGCCUGCUCAGUGAUAGGAACGCCAAUGCAGGCGAUGGACUGAGCGAAUCGGAUGGGGAUACAUCAUUCACUCUCUCGCAGGAAGGCUUCUCGGAAGAGGACGAGGAGGACAGCGCUGAUGAGAGGCAGCGUUCGAUCAAACCCGUGCGACGAGCUGGUUUUGGCGCACGACCUGUCUUGAGCUUUGCUUCCUCAGAGGCUUCUUCGAGGCGCUCCGUAUCUGUCUUUACCGACGAUGAGAGUGCGGCCUCGACCUACAAGAACUCUUCGGCGGGCGAUCCGGCGAGGGAGGAUGGCGACGAUGCCGAGGGCGAUGAGGAAGAAUCGGUCGACGGCAAAGCCGUCAACGUCGUCGUUUGCUUGCGGUAAGUCAGCGUCGCAACUGGGUGUCAUGGUUCUCUUCCUUUUGAUCUGAUGACCGUGAUUCUACAGUGUUCGACCCACGCGCAUGUCGAACCCGUCUUCCAACAUCUACAAAUACAACGCCCCGCGAUCGGUCCUCUCGUUCGCGCCAAACCACCCCGUCUUCGUCAAGCGAGGGGCGACGUCGAGUUCUCGUCCGGGCGAAUACGAAUUCACGUUCGAUCGGCUGCAUCUUGCGCCGGCGCCGAGUGAGGCGUUGUACGAUGCUAAAAUUCGUCCGAUCGUCAGGGCGGCGAUGAAUGGGUUCAAUGGGACCGUCUUUGCGUACGUCAGCAGAUGUGGGAGGUGCAGUUUCAGCUGGCCCGAGUGUUCGCUGAACCGAGUUCGUUCCAUCGUUCCCGCAGCUAUGGACAAACCGCGAGUGGAAAGACACACACGAUGAUGGGGACCGAGGCCGAGCCGGGCAUCAUUCCACUGGCCAUCGAUGAGCUGUUCACGUUCAUUCAUCGGGUGAGUGGCGUCGCGUCGACGACUUGUGGGACCUUUACGCUAAUACUGCUCUAUGUGCAGCAAAACGACUCUCGCUCCUUCUCCCUGCGCGUCUCCUUCCUCGAAAUCUACAACGAACAACUGCGCGACCUACUCAUCUCAAAUCCAAAAUCGACCAAACCGCUCGAAGUCGUCGGCGAGGACGGAACGGUCAAAGGCCUCGAAGAACGACCGGUGGCGAUGCCGUCCGAGGUCUUGUCGUUAUUGCACGAAGGUGAUCAACGAAGGAGGGUCGGCGCUACGGAUUGGAACGAGAGAAGUUCGAGGAGUCAUUCGGUGUUUGUGGUGACGAUUGAGAGUAUGCCGAGGAAUGGGGCUGGGAUGGCGAGGACUUCGAGAUUGGUGAGUAGCGGAUGGACUACUUUGGUGAAAACGACUUUGCUGACGCUCGGAAUCUGUUGGGUCAGAAUUUGAUCGAUUUGGCGGGAAGUGAAUCCGCCACGGGGCAAGACGACCGACGUAAGGAAGGAUCGUUCAUCAACAAGUCGCUACUGACAUUGGGUACCGUCAUCGGGAAACUGAGCGAGGGCAAGCAGUGAGUGCCACCCCCUUUCCAACACACUGCCAAAAACCCUUGGAAAUAACGUUCAAACUGGCGGUUGGUUUACAGUGCCGGAGCGCAGCAUAUUCCUUAUCGCGACUCCAAACUUACUCGUCUACUGCAACCGGCGCUAUCGGGCAAAUCGCGAGUCGCGGUUAUCUGCACCAUGUCCCCCGAUGCCGAACAAGCGACCGAAACGCUCUCGACGCUCAAAUUCGCCCGUCGUGCCAAGAUGGUCGUGACCAAGGCCGAACGAGGCGUGUUGAUGACCGAACAAAUGAUGCUCAACAUGUACGAGAAACAAGUUGAGGCUUUGAAGCAACAGAUUGCGCAGCGGGAAUCCGCAGUGGAGGAGAGCGAGUUGGCCAAGGAGAGGGAUCUGGCUGCUGCGCGCGCGGACGAGUACGAAAGUCGAAGCAAGAAGGCCGAAGACGAACUGGCGCUCAAGGAACUUGAGUUAACGAGGUUGAGGGAGCAGCUCGAGCAUACCAAAUCGUUCAUCUUGACGGGCCCUGUACUUGAGGCGAACGCGAGGAGGGUCUCGGUCGGUGGGGCAACUUUCCACAAUGCGGCGUUGAGCCCUUCGCGCGCCAAGAGGAUCGUCAGUGAUAUGGGUGGGUUCAACUCGUUGGGACUGGGGACUCCGAAAGGCUCUCGAGCGAGCUUUCGUUCAGGCUCGAACGCGACGCAAGCGGACAUGUCGAGAUCGGAGUCAGGGUCCUUGGAGCGCGAACACGAACUAGAACGACAACUCGACGAGGCGAAUCGGAAACUUGCGGAGUUGGAGACUGUUUCCGCCGAGGCCGAGUCGUUGCGCACCAAGGUCGUCGAACUGCAGCGAUCGGUCUCGCUGGCGAGAGUCAACGCUGAAACUUCGGCCACAGAUCGCAAGGAGCGAGUGAGGGAGCUUGAGGAGCGAUUACAGGAGGCAAGAGACCAAUUGAGAGACGCUGAUGAAGCGAAGGAAGCGGCUGCGAACAAGCAGACCGAGCUCAAUACCCUCCGACAAGAGCUCGAAGAGGCGCAACUGGCCAACACACAGCUCGCGACUGCUAAGGUUCGAGGCGAGGAGGCCGCGACUUCACUGGCGACAUUGCUCGAAACGACACGAGCGGAACUGGCCGAGGCGAAGUUGGUGGUCGAUGACAAGAGCGUCGAGCUAGAGAAGAAGUCGAGAGCGAUGCUGGAUCUCGAGGCCAAGGCGAGGGAAGCGACGAAGCAACUUAAUCUUGCGCAGAAGACAUCGCAGGAUGCCAUUGCCGAGCUCGAGAAGAAGUUGAUCAUCGCUCAGGAGGCGCAGAAGGACACGAUGCAGCGAAUCGAGGGCGAGCUCGGCGAGACAAAGCAGGAUCUCGAGACGUCGAGGAAAAGGACUGUUGAGCUUGAGGAACGGCUCGUCAAUUCUCGACAAGGCCAAAAAGAGUCGACGGUGAGACUCGAGAAAGAACUCGAGUUCGCGAAGGCUGCACUGGAAGCGGCACAGGUAACGAUCGCAGAAAUGGAGCAGACACUCGUUCUUGCUCGGCAAUCCCAUGAAAAAUCGACUUCACGCUUGGCAGCGGAGCUUGCGGCAGCGAGGACGGCGCUCGAACAAGCCAAUGCCUCGAAUGCGCAGCUCGUCAGCUCGGUCGAAGAAGAAGCCACGCUUGCGCGCAAGGAGCGGGACCUUGCGCUCGAUGCUGCGACAGCCGCCCAGACUCGUGUUGCAGAGCUCGAGGCCGACCUGAACCGACGAGACGAGGAGCUAGCCGCCGCCAAGACCCGGAUAGUGGACGACAAGCAAGCGCUCGAGACCAAGUCCGCUCUGAUCCUUAAGCUCACGACCGAACUCGCGAGCGUGCAAAGAGUUCUCACGGAACGCGAAGCCAAGAUGGAUCAUCUUCAACGCCUCGUCGAUCAACACAUCAAGCGUGAGGCUGAUAUGGCACAGUACGAAGCGAAUCGACGAGCGGGCACGGAUUCGUUGCAGGCACGACUCGCGGCGAUGCAGCAGUCUUCAGCGAGCAAGUCCUCGACGGGCCUAUCGUCGUCCCAGCGAUCGGCCAAGAGUUCUUCGGGCCUUCUCGCCCACGCUGGUCGAUUUGCGUCGGGCAAGGAUCUUGAGACCGUUGAUGAGCUACGAGUUCGCAACGGUGAACUCGUCAACCGAAUCGAAGAGCUCGAAAGGAUGCUCGAGCUGAGCGGAGGCGGCGCCUUGAACCGAUCGACUAGGUCGAGUACCCCUGUUCCCGGGCUCGGCACGCGAAGGUCGGGGAGCAUCGAUUUAGCCAAGGUCGUUGGUCCGGCCGAGACAUUUGAGAAGAAGGAGCUCAACUCGAUCAUCGAUACGCAGAAGAAGGAAUUGACCGAGUCCCAGGCUGCGCCGGACAGAUACAGAUUGGUGAGUGAUCGCAAUGGAAAUACCGUAUCUAUGAUCAUCAACCUAAGCCUCCUUUUUGACUCUUGCAGAAAUAUUUGGCCGCUCAGAAAUUGCUCGACAAACUCACGGCCUCGGUCGAGCCAUCUUCCCUCCGACCAGAACUACAUGAUCCGCGAUCACCCUUCGAAUCACCUCGCUCGUCACUCGCCGAACUGAACGGGUCAAGUGAGAAUCGACGACCCACCCUUCCCUCACGCACCACGACAAGCUCUUCUCCGUCGUCCACUUCCUCGAACCCAAUAACCUCGAUGCACCACCUUGGUCGCUCAACCUGGACGCGUGACCAACCCCCUCCCCUCCCCUGUUCCCCCCGCAAUGCCGAUAAAGAACGCCAACACCGUCGCGUUACGAUAGGGAAGGAGAUUGAGCAACUCAAGCAGGCCAAAGAGGUGUUGAAGAAGAGGGAAGGGUUCGAUACGCCACCUUCUUCUCCGACGAAGCUUUCGAGCGCGAGGUUCGGGGAUGACGGCUUUGGAACGUUGAGGAGUCGAAAGGAUUUGUUUGAUUGA